AUGAGUUCCGAGCGUGCCCAACCAUCCAAAAGACGAUGCGUCAGCACAGCUUGUGUCGCCUGCCGAAAAAGGAAGUCAAAGUGUGAUGGAAACCUACCCAGCUGUGCAGCUUGCUCAUCAGUAUAUCAUACACCUUGUGUAUAUGACCCAAACUCGGAUCAUCGCCGCAAAGGUGUUUACAAGAAAGACACCGAUACAUUGCGGACCCGCAACAACACCUUACAUACAUUGAUACAGGCCAUAUUAAACUAUGAAGAAGCAGACGCAUUUGAACUAGUACGUCAGAUUCGUUCUUGCGAUGAUCUUGAAGAUGUAGCGGCUUCGGUGGUCGCCCAAGAAAAGGGACUUAUGUCUACGGACAAGGCAGCAAAGGAGUCAGCUAGCAAUGAGAACAUGGCUGAGAUAGAUCAAUUCGAGUCAGAGCUGGCCGGGAAGAUGAGUGAGCUCAUGCUUGACGGUUCUCGCAAAUUCAUUGGAGGUACAUCGAACCUCAUCUUCUUACCGCCAGGCUCAGAGCUGCACGAGUCUGCCUCAUUUCAAGACAACCUCAUCUUCGAUGCCGAUAAUCAAACACACGCCGUGAAUCGAUGGACCGAAGUCACAGAUGACGACUCUCUAAUCAGCCAUCUCAUGACCAUGUACUUUACAUGGCACUAUCCGUUCUUCACCACCCUAUCCAAGAAUAUGUUUUACCGGGACUACAUCCGUGGGGUUUCCAGUUCAUAUUGCUCUGCAUUACUUGUCAAUGCUAUGUUAGCUCUGGGUUGCCAUUUUAGCUCGUGGCAAGGUGCUUUUGAUGACCCCCAGAAUCCUGCAACCGCAGGAAAUCAUUUCUUCAAAGAGGCGAAGCGACUCAUAUUGGAGAAUGACGAACAUGAGAAUGCAAAGCUCUGCACUGUCCAGGCAUUUGCACUCAUGUCUGUCCGAGAGGCAGGAUGUGGUCGUGAAGGAAAAGGCUGGGUCUAUAGUGGUCUCAGUUUCCGCAUGGCUUUUGAUCUGGGGUUGAAUCUCGACUCAGCAAACCUUGGGGCCCACAGUCUCAGCGAUGAAGAGAUUGAUGCUCGACGGAUCACCUUUUGGGGUUGCUAUCUCAUUGACAAAUGCUGGUCGAAUUACCUCGGUCGUCAACCCCAGUUGACCUCGAUUAACGCUAAUGUACCAAAGUUCGAUGUGUUGCCACAAGAGGAAAUAGAGUUGUGGUCUCCCUACACUGAUUCUGGAGUUGGCCAUGAACACACGCAACCAUCACGAACCAGAGCUGUCGCGCUUCAAAUAUCCAAACUGUGUGAGAUCAGCAGCGAUGUACUUGUGUUCUUCUACCAUCCAACUGAACUCGAAAAAUCCCACCCCAAACAGUCGGAACUGAAGAAACUGAGCGAUGUCCACACUCGUCUUGAGGCUUGGAAAAACAAUUUGCCCAAGGAACUUGUGGCAAAAGACGGACAGCUACCACAAGUGCUUGUCAUGCAUAUGUUUUAUCAGCUUCAAAUAAUUCAUUUAUACAGACCAUUCCUGAAGUAUACAAAGACGAACACUCCGCUUCCUUCCCAUGUUUCGCCUCGCAAGAUCUGCACGCAGGCCGCUGCGACUGUUUCAAAGCUGCUACGCAUGUACAAACGAGGAUAUGGACUGAAACAGAUCUGCAACAUCGCCGUCUACAUUGCCCACACUGCGUGCACCGUCCAUCUUCUCAAUCUUCCCGACAAGAAUGCCCAGAGAGACGUGAUACACGGUCUCAGGAAUCUCGAAGAAAUGGCCGAGGGCUGGCUCUGUGCUCGACGUACGCUUCGCAUCCUCGACAUAUCCGCAAACAAAUGGCAAGUGGAACUACCAUCCGAAGCAAUCUCCAUCUUUGAGCGAACGCAUAAUAAAUGGGGAUCAUGGGGCUCUUGGGACCAAGCAACUUCUCCUUCAACAUCCGACGACUCUCCUAGAGCAAACCUGAUACAUCCCCCUACAAGUCCAAGCCGAUUUUCACCAUCUGCACUCCCAUUCCCACAUUCUCACACCGACCCUAUCGCCAUAAUUGAUACACAAAUCGGCUCUCAGUACGGACCACUCGCCGAUGUCCCAAUUUCAUUCCCUCCGGUGCAAGGAAUGCAUUCACCUCAAGCCCAACGACCAGAAUUCGCCCCUCCUGAACCAACAUACCUCCGGCCUCAAAUGGCCUAUCAAUUCGCACCAUUCCCAGGAUCCGUUCCGGCUCCCUCUCCUCCCAAUCCGAACAAGUGGUAUGAUGGCUCUGGGGCUCAUAUCUCACCCCAAAACGCAACGCCAACGUCAAUUGCAUCACCCGUGUCUGGGUAUGAUGGCACGGAAAACCUGGUCGAAGAGAGCCAGGACUGGUGGUCGAGAAGUGCUAAUGCAUAUGGCAUCGGCAUGGAUAGUUGGAGUGGUACUUGGAAUGCUGCUCAAAACCAGCCUUCUCCCAUGCAAUACCAAGACGGCAACCUAAUGUCUGUUCUUCAGCCUUCUGGUCCCGGCGAUGAGCAGCCUCAGGCUCCCGGGGGAAUAUCGACAGUCGAGUCGCCCUUAAAUCCCGAUGACACGACUGGGUAUGGGGAUAGAUGGAAAUAA
Molecule: messenger RNA, 2577 nt
Organism: Penicillium coprophilum
Lineage: Eukaryota; Fungi; Ascomycota; Eurotiomycetes; Eurotiales; Aspergillaceae
Product: putative C6 transcription factor (NirA)
Exons: 5
Coding region: 1-2577 (858 amino acids)
Biological process (GO): DNA-templated transcription; regulation of DNA-templated transcription
Molecular function (GO): zinc ion binding; DNA-binding transcription factor activity, RNA polymerase II-specific; DNA binding
Source: RefSeq, a predicted model, not a curated record